Messenger RNA from Scheffersomyces coipomensis, 1368 nucleotides. RefSeq lists its product as uncharacterized. The record is from RefSeq and is a predicted model, not a curated record. Lineage: Eukaryota; Fungi; Ascomycota; Pichiomycetes; Serinales; Debaryomycetaceae. Bases 1 to 1368 code for a protein of 455 amino acids. The transcript has a single exon.
AUGCUGAUUAGGGCCAAUAAAAGAAUUGUCAAUUACAAAACUAUUAAAUUUAUACUAAAGUAUCUACAUGAAGGUGUGCUUAAGCCUACUUCUAAGGCGUUUUUAUUUGCAUAUAUCUAUGUUGUAUUACCAAAGCUAAUAGACCAUUUAAUAGUAUCUAUCAAAAAGAAAAGAUGGAACGAUAUACUGCCUCGGUUUAUGAAAGUGAUCUUGAAUGCAUUCCAUCCUAACAAGUUUCCUGUGUUUGCAGCAAGUUUGGUUGCAGGGAUAAACAUUCUUGAGCCAAUUGUAUAUGCCAUAUUUAAGAAACAUAGUUUAUUCAAAAUCCCAACUAGAAGUAUAUUCUUCGCAACUUUAAUUUCUUCAUUUAUUUCUGCUGCUAUCAGUUUCCCUCGUUUUCAAAAUCAUAUAUUAGGUUAUGGUAGAUAUUAUUCGUUGGAUUUAACUUUAUUAGUUGUAACUCGUGCCCUUGAUACUGCUUUAUCGUCAUCCUUGUCCGUCAUAAUGCCUCAUUAUAUAUCCAGAUUCGGAGAUGUUGCCUUGUUUAUUGCUUCUUGUACUCCAAUUAUGUUUGCCUGGUUUUAUACUCCGGAGAAACUUCCACCUGCUUAUAGAAAUUGGAUAACUUCAGCCGCUAAUAUGGAUGACGAAUUAAUUGAGGCACUAAGAAGACUCAGAGAUGGAAGCUUGGUUUACGGUGAACAUGGGCCAUAUGAGACGAUAUUACUUCCAAUAUGUGAAAGACACAAUCAAGAUCCUAGUAGAGCCAGUUUGAUUGUUCAUCAACCAGUGGAAUGUGAGUUGGUCCAUGAAUUCAAGACCAAAAAUUGUGAAAUCCAUGCACUUUGGAGAUUUGUCAGAGGCUUUUCUUUUGCAAUUAAGUUAUAUGGACCUUUGAAUGUUUUAGUUUUGUUAUUUCCAGCAAAGGGGUCAAAGUUCUCGGCUCGGGUUAUCAGAGCUAUGAAAGCAUCUGUUAGAUCGUCAGUCUUUUUGGGGGCAUAUAUUUCAUUAUAUUGGUAUGCUGUUUGUUUAUCCCGUUCUAGAUUGUUACCAUAUUUGUUCCCAAAGAAACCAAGAACUGAUUUUGAUAUCACAAUUGGUCCUUCAGCUGGUGCAUUCUUAUGUGGUUUUUCUUCACUUAUAGAGACGGCUCAACGUCGUAAAGAAUUGGCCUUAUUUGUUGCCCCCAGAGCUUUAGGAACAUUUGUUCCAACCGAAGCAUCUAAAAUCAAUUUAAAAAUUGAAUCGCUUGUAUUUUCUGUUAGUUUGGCUGUAUUGGUAGCGUACUCCAGAAGUGAUCCUUCGAAAGUCAGAGGAAUCUUCGGGAAAGGUCUUAAACAAGUAUUUAAUAUCGGUAGCUAUAACUAA